Molecule: messenger RNA, 869 nt
Organism: Heterocephalus glaber (naked mole-rat)
Lineage: Eukaryota; Metazoa; Chordata; Mammalia; Rodentia; Bathyergidae
Gene: Med21
Product: mediator complex subunit 21
Biological process (GO): regulation of transcription by RNA polymerase II
Cellular component (GO): mediator complex
Molecular function (GO): transcription coregulator activity
Source: RefSeq, a predicted model, not a curated record
ACUUUAGCGUCCCUCCUAGGGCAGUGUGUUCUCCAUGACCCCACCUCUUUUAAGAGUGCAGCUCUAUGAUUGGCCGUAACGUAACCAAAAGCUGCCCAAUCGCGCACUAGCAGCUGCUUUGGCGUCUCUGUGUGAGUAGGAGGAACAUGGCCGACCGGCUUACGCAGCUGCAGGACGCUGUGAACUCGCUUGCAGAUCAGUUCUGUAAUGCCAUUGGGGUACUGCAGCAAUGUGGCCCUCCCGCCUCCUUCAGUAACAUUCAGACGGCAGUUAACAAAGACCAGCCAGCUAACCCAACAGAAGAGUACGCACAGCUUUUUGCUGCAUUGAUUGCGCGAACAGCAAAAGACAUUGAUGUUUUGAUAGAUUCUUUACCCAGUGAAGAAUCUACAGCUGCUUUACAGGCGGCUAGCUUGUACAAGCUGGAAGAAGAAAACCAUGAAGCUGCGACAUGCCUGGAGGAUGUAGUUUAUCGAGGCGACAUGCUUCUGGAGAAGAUACAGAGCGCACUGGCCGACAUUGCACAGUCCCAGCUGAAGACGAGAAGUGGCACCCACAGCCAGUCUCUUCCAGACUCAUAGCACCCGGAACACCACGAGCAAAGCCAAGAACUGGCUCAGUGCAUUAUGAAUUCUGCAUCAGAUUGACAUACAAGCCUUACCAAGAGUUACAGAAACAGACACUAUGAUACUUGUUACCUUUUUAGCUAUUUUAAUAAUCUUCUAUUUUCACUCUUGAUAAAUAAGCUUACAAAAUUGUGAUUGAGCCGGUUUAAACCAUCACUAUGCUAUCAUUUUUUAUCUAAAUGAAGAUAUGAAGGCAGAUAUCGCAUUAAUGUUCAUAAUACAGUUAAACAGAUACACUAUGAA